UACAGGCGUGCUCUCCAAUUCCCCCUCAAGUUUGCCGAACCCAGUCUGACAACUGGGCUCCAAACCACCUCGAAUUCUUCAGCCUCGGAGACUCCGCUGCAGCCUGAUCAUUCCCCCGUCCCUGAAGAACGCCACGAAUUCUCUUCUCACCCUCGGGAACUCCGCCGCACGCCUGAUUAUUUCGUGUCGAAUCAUCCGUUGCCUGAAAAUUCUCUGCCUGGAAACUAGUCCUUGAUCAUUACUGUAUCACUAGGAGAUCAGGUAGGACUUGGUCAUAAAGGCAACUGUCUGUUUGGUAGUGCGAACUGGUGCUCCCCGUGAGGUUUAGAAGGCUAAGUAGCCUUCACAGAAAGUACUUCCCCUUGAUUCAUGAAGUACCCGUUAUUGAGCUCCAUAGCGUCAACAGGGUUACCGUCUUCAACCGUGACGGAUUCCGUCAAAUAUGACGAUCAGAUAGUGCAGGAGACGCAGCAGGGCUACCUGCAAUGCUGAUUACCUGGCCGUCAAAAUCCGUUGAAGAGUUCUCUCUGAUUCUCUCGUUGGUUUACUGAUUCCUUGAGAACGAUAUUCUGACCUGUGACGAUGGUCUGCUUCCUGUGACAGAUUUUUUAGAAUUCUCAAACCUGCUAAAGAGUUCUCCUCUCUGCCUCUCUAGUUGGUUCACUGAUUCCUUGAGAUCGAUGCUCCGCUUCCAGAAAGUUCGCAGCAGGACUGGCUGCCGUGUCAGCAGACCCAGCAGGAAUAACUGAAGUGCUGCAUUGCUGGUAAUGAGAUCCCGACGAGCUCUCCGCUCAGAUUCUCCACGUGGCUCACUGAUUCUACGUGGCUCACUGAUUCCACUCGGCUCACUGAUUCCACUUGGCUCACUGAUUCCUUGAGGACAAUGCUCUUCUUCCUGUGACCUGGCUUCAUGGCUCGAUACGGGGUGUCACAGGUUGCUUGGCCGAGCCACCGCAAUCCACGAUUCCUAGGUGCCAUCCUCGCUACAAUCACCACGCUGGCCGUAGUUAGCGCGGGAGUUCCCUGCAAUGGCGCUAGAAACACCUGUUAUGACUCUAGAAACACCUGUAAUGACCCUAAAAACACCUGUACUGAUCCGGGGAAUAGGGGGGGGGGUACCUGUACUGACUCGGGUAGUAGGUUCAUCGCUCCGUUUAACUCCCUUCUGCAAAGUAUAGACAACAGCAGCAGGAUAAGUGGCUGCAAGAGGAGCAGAAUAAGUGGCUUCCCGGCAGCAGCAGCAGCACCAGAAGCCUUACCAAGACCAGCACUUGAAUCCAGUAUACACGAGCCUCGAGUCUCUCGGUGUAGAAGGGAACAGCUCACUAGCCGACUGGAUAUCGCAUUCCUUUCAGCAGAGGGCGUACAAGGGAACUGCUCAGUAGAGGCUCCAAGGCAUCGUUCUUGCUACAUCAGAAAACCGCCGCUCCUGACAGCAGCUUACACAGCGCAUAAUCAAGAGAUUGUAGCGGGUAUACACGGUCCGGAAUCAAGGUCGGGAUUGGCGCAGGUAGCAGGCUUGGAAGCGGAGGUUCGGUUGGAGGGAUGGCAAGUCUGGCAGGCAGAGAGGAUGGGGGAAACCCCGGCAGGCUCCAAAGAACCUGAAUCCGUCUCGAGGCCUGCAUCUCAAGAGACAACUGACGCUUUUGAUACACCAGAGGAGGUUUCCGAGGCAGGAGAACAGGUUUGGGACGGCACGAAGAGGCUCAGGGAAGAGGGUUCCGAGGCUCAGGUUCGGGAUGUUGACAUUGAGCCGGUGUUAGAUGAAUGGAUCGUCCGGUUCUCUUCAUACGAACCUGUGGACGUGCAUCGGCAACGGCUGGUAGACGCUUUAGAAUAUCCUCAGAAUCCGGAUACCAGCCAAUCAGGACGCCUUAGAGGAUCAGGAGAGGCCGGCAGUCAGUCUGCCGAUGGCCAAGUGGGGGCUGCCAGGUGGCACUGGGUAGAGAGGACGAAUCCGGCCAUGGCCUUCCCAACGGAUUUUGGAGUUUUGCUGAUUGAGAGAGCCGGGAGAGAGGAGGGGGUGGGGUGGGAUGUGAGAGGGCCAGUGAGGAAGCCUCCUGGAAGGCUACGAACGAGAAUGUCUUUCGAGGAGGGGGAGAUUGACAGUGAUCCCACGGGAACAGCGGGAGGGCCUGGGGGUUUCCCAGGAAGGGUUCAGGGUAUGGGUUUUGGGGGUGAGGGGAGGAGGGGUGAGCGGCGGCGGGAGGAGGAGGAGGAAGAGAGGAUACGUGUGGGUGCAAGGGAGUUGAGAUGGGUGGAGAGCGGUGGAGAGGGAGGUGAGGUGAUGGGAGCAAGUGGAGGGAGAUCAAGGAGGAGGAAGAGGAGGAUGGAGGAAAGGAGGGGGAAGGAGCGGAGGGUGGGAAGGAGGAGGCAUUUGGAGGAGUCGUUUGAGGGAAGGGAUGUGGAGGAGUCAGUUGCUACUGGCUCAUUUCUCAAUAAGGCCUGGAAUGUAUCUGCUGCUGCUAUCAAUCGGCGACAUCUAAUGCAGGCGCACAAGUCACAGAUCACAUCUCUGUUUCAUGCGGAAAGACUCUGGGCCAAGGGCUUCACUGGAGCCCAUGUCAGGAUGGCCGUUUUCGACACGGGCGUGCGGGCAGACCAUCCCCACUUCAGAAACAUCAAGGAGCGCACUAACUGGACCAACGAAGACACGCUCAACGACAGCCUGGGCCACGGCACGUUCGUGGCGGGGGUGAUAGCGGGCCACGACUCCCAGUGCCGCGGGUUCGCCCCCGAUGCUGAGAUCUAUGCCUUCCGGGUCUUCACUAACGCCCAGGUCUCCUACACGUCGUGGUUCCUGGACGCAUUCAACUACGCCAUACUCACCAAGAUGAACGUGCUCAACCUCAGCAUUGGGGGGCCAGAUUACCUUGACAGGCCGUUUGUUGAAAAGGUGUGGGAAGUGACGGCCAACGGCAUCAUCAUGGUGUCAGCCAUAGGCAACGACGGCCCUCUCUACGGCACGCUCAACAACCCUGCAGACCAGAACGACGUGAUUGGUGUUGGAGGCAUUGACUACACAUUGCAUAUUGCCUCGUUUUCAUCGAGAGGCAUGACCACCUGGGAGCUACCGCAUGGAUACGGACGAAUGAAGCCCGACAUAGUGGCCUAUGGGCGGGAGGUGGUCGGCGCGAAGAUCAACGGCGGGUGCAAGAGCCUAUCAGGGACGUCCGUCGCAAGCCCCGUGGUGGCCGGCGCCGUUUGUCUUCUAGCGAGCGUGGUUCCAGAAGCUGUGCGGUGGGGCCCGGGAGGGGUGCUGAACCCAGCGAGUAUGAAGCAGGCGCUGGUGGAGGGAGCUGAGAGACUAAAUGGGCCGAAUAUGUUUGAGCAAGGGGCCGGGCAACUUCAUCUCCUCCGCUCCCAUGCCAUACUGGCAAGCUACACCCCGCGAGCAAGCGUGCACCCCUCCGCAUUAGAUCUGACCGAUUGCCCCUACGCGUGGCCCUGGUGCCGGCAGCCUCUCUUCGCGUCCGCCCUCCCCGUCAUCCUCAACGUGACUAUUCUGAACGGCAUGGGCGUCACUGGCUGGCUCGCCGGCCCGCCUGUGUGGGUGCCUGGAGAGGUCAACCUCACCAACACAGCAGCAGCAGCAGGAGCAGCAGGUUCUGGAGCAGCAGGAGCAGCAGCAGCAGGAGCAGCAGCAGCAGGAGCAGCAACUUCACCGAAUUUGUCUUCUGUGUCGUCUUUUUCCUCCUCUGGUUCCCAUUUUUGGGGCCGAGGAAGAUUCGUCUCCACCUCCGCCUCUGCUUCUUCGGAUUCGUCCAACGCUGCUGCCUCUGCUGCCGCUGCUGGCUCUUCUGCCCCCCCCUCUGCUACCUCCUCCCCCUCUAUCCCCCCGCAUCCUGUGCUCCAUGUGCGUUUCUCCUACCCCGCUGUGCUCUGGCCGUGGUCCGGCAACCUAGGGAUCUAUCUACGGGUGCACCCUGCUGCCAGGCAGUUGAAUGGCACCAUAUCAGGCACCGUUCGUUUCACCGUGGUCUCUCCCCCCGGCCCCAACGAGACCACCCACCGUACCACCAACUGCUCUCUGCCACUCCAUGUUGCCAUCAUGCCCACGCCGCCCCGCCACCGCCGCAUAUUGUGGGACCAAUUCCACAACGUGCGAUACCCCCCGGGGUACAUCCCCAGGGACUCCCUAGACGUGCGCAACGACAUCCUGGACUGGCACGGGGACCACCCCCACACCAACUUUCACGGGCUCUACUCCGUGCUGCGGGAGUGGGGGUACACCCUUGAGGUGCUGGGCUCGCCCUUGACGUGCUUCGAUGCAAGGGAGUAUGGUGCUCUGCUGAUGGUGGAUAUGGAGGAGGAGUACUACCCCGAGGAGGUAACAAAGCUGCACCAUGAUGUCACAGCGCUAGGCUUGGGGCUCAUUGUGGUGGCCGACUGGUACCAUGUACCAACAAUGAAGCACAUGCGCUUCUUUGACGACAACACUCGCUCCUGGUGGACGCCCGCCACUGGCGGAGCCAACAUCCCAGCUCUCAACGACCUUCUCUCUCCCUUUGAAAUAGCCUUUGGGGACUCCAUCCUUUCCGGCACCUUCUCCAUCGCUGGUCACCGCGCCUAUUUCGCCUCGGGAACUGACAUUCGUCGCUUUCCCAAAGGAGCGUUCGUGCACCGGUUUCUGUUUAGAGAUGGGUCGUCGGGACGGGGGGUUGGGGGGGAAGGAGGCGGAACGGGGGGAGGAGGAGGGGGGGGAGGAGGGGGAGAGGCGGGGGUAGGGGGAGGAGGAGGGGGAGGUGGAGGAGAGAGUGGAGGGGAGACUGGUGGGUCAAUUAUUUCGACAAGAGGAGGGAGGAUGAAGAGUCAAGUUGAGGCUUCGGUGUUGGGGUUGGUGGAGAGGGGGGAGGGGAGAGUCGCUGUGUUUGGCGAUUCGAACUGCUUAGACAGCAGUCAUCUUAUAAGUGACUGCUUCUGGUUGCUAAGAAAGAUGCUUAAGUUUGGCACCGAGGGUAAAAAGGACCCAACGCUUUUCCACCAUAGGAACGAGCUGCUGGUUGCCAUGGGGCAGGCUGGGCAGGAGGACGGGCAGCUAAAAAAAAACACUCAGCAACCAAAAGAUUUCCUUUCAGUGCAGCAGCAGAAUCGAUCUGAUCUGGGCCAAGCGAUUUUGGGUAGUUCAGAAGUUUUCUUGCUGCCCGAGAGGCGGACGGAUGUGAACUUCACGGGCCUGUCAUUGGUGCUCGGCAAGCCGCUGAUGUGCGGGCAGGACUCAAAAGUUUUACGCGUGGCAGAGAGAUCCAAGAAACCAGGUGGGGGGAGAAGGGAUGCGUUGUGGGCGAAAGGAGGGGGAGGGGCGAGAGGUGGAGUGGUGGGAGGACGGCGAGGAAGGGGGGGGAGAAGAAUAGAGGGAAGUGAGUCUGAUGUGGCGGAUGUGGCUGAUCGGGGGGGUGUGGCUGAUUCGGGGGGUGUGGCUGACAGCAGGCAGGAGGUGGAGGUGGAAGGGAAGGAGGUGGAGGUGGAGGCAGCAGCAGCGGCAGCAGCGGAGAUUCAAGAGCCGACUCAAAAGACCCAGACGAAUGCAAUUGCAGCAGGGGCAGGGCGGGAGGGGAAUGGGGAGGGUGGGGACGGGAAGGGGAUUGAUGGUGUGAGGUCUUCUGGUGACGUGAGAGGGACUGGUGAUAUGGAAGGUGGAGAUGGUGAGACAGGGGGGGAAGGGGAGGGUGGGGGAGAUGGUGAGAGAGGGGGGGAUCGUGAGGGAGUGGGGGAUGGUCAGGGAGGGGGGGAUGGUGAGAGAGGGAGUGGUGGGAGUGAUGCUGCUGGCUUGAGCGCUGGGUUCAGGAAUACGGGUCGGCCGGGUGCGGUUGGGAGUGGUGGUGCUGCUGCAAGUGCUGGUGGCGGCAGUAGGGCUAGAAUAGAUGGUGAUGGGAGUGAUGCUGCUGCUGUGAGCGCUGGUGGCGGCAGCAGGGAUAGAACAGAUAGUGAUGGGAGUGAUGCUGCUGCUGUGAGUGCUGGUGGCGGCAGCAUGGAUAGAACAGAUAGUGAUGGGAGUGGCGGUGCUGCUACGGGUGCUGGUGGCGGCAGUAGGGCUAGAAUAGAUAGUGAUGGGAGUGAUGCUGCUGCUGUGAGCGCUGGUGGCGGCAGCAUGGAUAGAACAGAUAGUGAUGGGAGUGGCGGUGCUGCUACGGGUGCUGGUGGUGGCAGUAGGGCUAGAAUAGAUAGUGAUGGGAGUGAUGCUGCUGCUGUGAGUGCGGAUGAUCUGCUGCUUGCUGGAGGCAGGGAAGGGAGGGGGCGGUCAGCUGGGAGGAGCAUUUGGAGGCACUGGCACGAGCGAGAGGAAGAGCUUGACGCAUUCUUCCCCAUCAUGGCCGUUGCAUCUGGAUUCAUAAUUCUAUUUGGUUUGUGGAGAUUUCGACAAAAAAGUCGCAGGAAACCAAGGACGAGAAGACUAUAGCGUUGAGCAUAGCCCUAAUUUAGUAGAGCAUAGCCCUGAUUUGGAUUGUUGGAAGUCAUGGGGGAUUAUAAAAAAAAAGCUCACAGGAAAAAGACUACGAAUAGCAAAUGGCUUGGCUUUUGCAAGCAAAUGAUACUUGUACUGUUGGGCUGAGAAAAAGCCCUUAGGAUCUUUCAGAGACUAAGUCCCAGUUGUGCAAGAUACUUGAGUAGUGCAGCGGAAGUUGAGUAGUUGAACCCUUGCACUAGUAUGUGAGAGCAAGUGUCCUUGUCUGCUGCUGCUGGUCGAAGUGCGACAUGAAGCUGAAGAACCUUUCCAUAAGGUUCGGGUCCACGCUUGAGGAGGGUGA
Molecule: messenger RNA, 6749 nt
Organism: Closterium sp. NIES-67
Lineage: Eukaryota; Viridiplantae; Streptophyta; Zygnematophyceae; Desmidiales; Closteriaceae
Source: the annotation of a GenBank genome assembly